Molecule: messenger RNA, 1104 nt
Organism: Linum tenue
Lineage: Eukaryota; Viridiplantae; Streptophyta; Magnoliopsida; Malpighiales; Linaceae
Source: the annotation of a GenBank genome assembly
AUGGUGAGCAGCAGCAGCGAUAUCGAGUUGAUCGAAGCCCAGGGUCGCAUCUGGGGCUACGCCUACACCUACAUUAUCAACAAGUGUUUGAAAUGUGCGAUCCAGCUCGGCAUCCCUGACGUCAUCCACCGUCACUCCCCGGGACCCACCUCCCUCCCCGCCCUGCUCGCCGCCCUCCAACUCCACCCAUCCAAGCACGACGCCGUCCGCCGCCUCCUCCGCCUCCUCGUCCACGCCGGCUUCUUCAAACUCGAACAAGAAGAAAAAGAGUGUAAUUACUCUCUCACCCCUGCCUCCGAGCUCCUCCUCCUCUUCCCCGACAAACAACCGCCGGCCCAUCUGUUCCUCGGGCUCGACAGCGGCGACGACGCAUUCGGUGUCUGGAGCUCUCUGAGCACGUGGUUCCGGCGCAGCGACGGGGCGGCGGCGGCGGAGGCCAUCCUGGGCAUGUCGUUUUGGGACGCCAUGGCGAGGGAACGGUGGGCGAUGCCGCAGUUUUACGACGCCAUGACCGGGGACUCCAAGUUGGUGGCGAGAGUGAUGGUUUCCGACUACUGCAGAGACGUUUUCCGAGGAGUGGGGUCGCUGGUUGAUGUCGGCGGCGGCACCGGGAUCAUGUCCGCCGCCAUUGCCGGGGCUUACCCGAACAUCAGCUGCACCGUGUUUGAUCUGCCCGAGGUUGUUGCCGACUCCCGGGAGGCUCGAGCUAUCGGUCUUCCCAACUUGGAAUUUGUUGGAGGGACGAUGUUCGAGAAAAUUCCACAUGGGGACGCAAUUCUCCUCAAGUGGGUCCUUCACAACUGGGACGACGAGAACUGUGUGAAGAUUUUGAAGAACUGCAGAGAGGCAGUGUCGUCGAGCGAUAAGAACAAUAGAGGAAAGGUGAUAUUGAUAGACAUGGUGGUCGAGAUUAAUCAAAUUGUUGCCAACGACAAAGACUUUUCCCAAGUACAGCUCUGCUCCGAUUUGCUGAUGAUGUGCCUGGUCAACGGCAAAGAACGAACUGAAGCUGAAUUCAACAAUCUGUUCAUCACUGCUGGGUUUAGUGGCUACAAAAUCGUACGUGCACUUGGCCCAAGAUCGAUUAUCGAAGUCUAUCCAUGA